UUCCUUUCCCAACACCUCCAGAGUCAAAAGCAAACUCAAUAGUCUCAAUAUGGGGAGAUUAUGCUUCUUCUACUUCCUCUCUAUUCUAUCUCUUCCGAUCAUCUUCCCGGCCGUCGCGGCUUUACCACUACACACCAGUUCACGGUGGAUUGUGGACGAAGCCGGGCAACGGGUGAAGCUGGCGUGCGUGAAUUGGGUGACAAAUCUCGAAGUCGCGGUGGUUGAGGGUCUCAGCAAGCAGCCCGUGGACACCAUCUCCAAGAGGAUUCUGUCCAUGGGUUUCAAUUGCGUUAGGCUCACUUGGCCUCUUUACUUGGUCACCAACGACUCGCUGGCUUCUCUCACUGUACGACAGUCGUUCCAGAGUCUUGGGCUGUCGGAAGCCAUCGCCGGUUUCCAGGCCAAUAACCCCUCCAUCAUUGAUCUUUCCCUCAUACAAGCAUACCAGGCAGUGGUCUCUAGCCUGGGGGCUAACAAGGUGAUGGUGAUAUUGGACAAUCACAUAAGCAAGCCAGGUUGGUGUUGCAGCGGCUCGGAUGGGAAUGGGUUCUUUGGCGACCUGUAUUUCAACCCAGACCUCUGGAUUCAGGGACUGGCUCGGAUGGCCGCCUUGUUUAAUGGCGUGCCCAAUGUGGUUGGCAUGAGCUUGAGGAAUGAGCUCCGAGGCCCUAGACAGAACGUGAAGGAUUGGUAUAGGUACAUGCAGGGAGGAGCAGAAGUAGUGCAUUCAGCAAACCCAGAUGUUCUUGUCAUUCUAUCCGGCCUGGGCUACGACAAAGGCCUGUCAUUCAUCCGUAAUCAACCAAUGAAUCUCACUUUCACUGAAAAAUUAGUAUACGAGAUGCACUGGUACGAGUUUUCAGACAAAAAGUCAUGGGAGUCCGGCAACCCGAAUCAAGUGUGUGGGAGAGUGGUAAACAACAUGAUGAGACUGUCAGGAUUCUUGUUGGAGCAGGGUUGGCCAUUGAUCGUGAGUGAGUUUGGGAUGGACCUGAGAGGUAACAAUGUGAAUGACAACAGGUAUAUGAAUUGCUUUCUGGCUUUGGUAGCCGAGCUUGACCUCGAUUGGGCCAUUUGGACACUUGCUGGGAGUUAUUAUUUGAGAGAGGGCAUAGUUGGGUUAAACGAGUUCUAUGGGGUGCUUGAUCAGAAUUGGUGUGAGACCAGAAAUGCAAGCUUCUUGCAGAGGAUCUCUGCUCUCCAAUCUCCUUUUCAAGGACCAGGCCUAUUAGAAACUAAUCUACACAAAGUGAUUUUCCAUCCAUCCACGGGUCUCUGUGUCCUAAGAAAAUCUUGGCUUGACCCACUAACAUUGGGUCCCUGCACCAGUUCUGAUUUCUGGAAAUACACACCCCAAAAAACUUUAAUAGUAAAGGGAACUUAUUUCUGCUUACAAGCAGAAGGAUUGGGAAAGCCAGCAAGACUAAGUAUAACUUGCACCGACCCUAAUUCAAAGUGGGAAGCCAUAUCAGAUUCUAAGAUGCAUCUCUCAUCCAAGGUUGGGAAAGAUUCUGUCUGCCUGGAUGUCGACUCCAACAAUAUUGUUGUCACAAAUACUUGCAAAUGUUUGAGCAGAGAUAACAUGUGCGACCCAGGAAGCCAGUGGUUCAAGCUUGUUGACAGUACAAGAAGUCCAAGUUCUGCAGUGUUCUUAAGAUAAGCUCGAUCUUGGCCUGUCCAGGAUUUUAUUGUACUAAGGAAUAAUUUCAAAUCAUUAUCUAGAAACUCAUCAUGUUCAUAAUCCCUUCGCCCCGAAAUGACCUUGCGAAAUCCCAAUUCAUUUGGGCCUUUGGAUACAAUCAAAUAGAAGGUCCCGAGGUCGCCAUAUUCUAGGAGCCCAAACUAAACUAUGUGAUUGAAUAAAUAAAAAAGGUUAAUGUUAUUUGGUUGAAGAAGCUUUUAGAUC
This is a messenger RNA of Alnus glutinosa, 1906 nucleotides long. Its product is annotated as glycosyl hydrolase 5 family protein-like. NCBI's taxonomy places the organism in Eukaryota, Viridiplantae, Streptophyta, Magnoliopsida, Fagales, Betulaceae. The transcript is spliced from 4 exons. Bases 50 to 1660 code for a protein of 536 amino acids. The record is from RefSeq and is a predicted model, not a curated record. Gene Ontology annotation, molecular function: hydrolase activity, hydrolyzing O-glycosyl compounds.